Molecule: messenger RNA, 1140 nt
Organism: Homalodisca vitripennis (glassy-winged sharpshooter)
Lineage: Eukaryota; Metazoa; Arthropoda; Insecta; Hemiptera; Cicadellidae
Exons: 2
Coding region: 126-1019 (297 amino acids)
Source: RefSeq, a predicted model, not a curated record
AAAAAUAAUAUGAUGGUUAUACGUUACAGGUUCACUUUGUAAUAAAAUACGUAGGACACGUUUGUUAUACGUCUUUUAGUUUUGUCUUUUUAUAUUCGUCUUAAGCAUUCAUUCUGGAACUCAACAUGACUGAAGAAGAAUCCUCUUACCCAGUACCGUUUGAGCUGUAUGAUCCUCCUCGGAGUUCUCGGCUGGGUCUGUUUCAUGCAGUUUGUGGAUGGAAAAAUGCGGACGUGAAGUUUACUGUCAGUAAGAUCAAUAAGAUUAAAUAUGAAUUGGCGAAUCACUUCAAAAUCGAGGAUUUGGAAAAGUAUAAAAGCAAGCUUCAGAAGUUAUUCACCGAGUCGAAUAACGGUAUCAGGGAAAACAGAGCGUCCCGUUUGAGAUUUCAGGAAAAAAUUGUGGAAAACCAAUUCCACACAGGAAAAUUACAAGAUCAGAUCUUGAACAUUAAAAUGGAGAUAUUGCAUUACAAAAAGGUUGCAGCCGAAAUGGAGAAAUACGUGGAGGGUUACUCCUUGUACGAGAACUUCUUGGAGAGCGUGGCGCAGGUGUCUCCGGAGUUCAACAGCGGCGGUGACAUCCUCAACCGAUUCGAGACACUGGAAAGCACGAGGAUGGCGUGCUCCCACCUUGUGGAGCAAGAACUGGAGGGUUUCUCAGAGAUGAAGAGAAAGAUGAUCACACUACUGGAGACAAAGUCGACUGAGUUGAAGGACCUGGAUAAUAGAAUAGUGGCGGUGCAGGUACAACAUAAACAGGCCAAGGAGCGCCGCAUGUUUUUUGAACACGCAAUAGAAGGGAUGAAGUUAAUGAUCGAACAACACAAGGAGGGGUCUCUAGUUAUAUCCGGAGGCUGCUGGGACCUGUACCAGCAGAUCUGUACUCACCGAAAAAUCAAACCGAAACUCUCCCAGAGUGAUUUGAAGGGCCAGCUAGACUUCAUAGAGAAGGAAAUAACUUUCAUGAAAGAAGUGAGCACACUUGUAAACUCUAAUAUGCAAGUACAGAAAAAAUAAAUUUCAAAAUCUUUUUGUGACAUUAGCGUACAUACGCACUAGUCUAGGCUUCUUGUAUGAAGAGGUCUGUAAUUCUAUUUGUUUAACUAGCUUUUUGGUACAAUAAAGUAUUUUAAAUAAA